Molecule: messenger RNA, 1585 nt
Organism: Odobenus rosmarus divergens (Pacific walrus)
Lineage: Eukaryota; Metazoa; Chordata; Mammalia; Carnivora; Odobenidae
Gene: MYOC
Product: myocilin, trabecular meshwork inducible glucocorticoid response
Exons: 3
Coding region: 113-1585 (490 amino acids)
Biological process (GO): signal transduction; osteoblast differentiation
Cellular component (GO): Golgi apparatus
Source: RefSeq, a predicted model, not a curated record
GCCGGGCCACCCAUCUGGACGGCUCACAGGGUGGGAGAGCUUUCCCGGGGAAGCCUUGCCCAGUCUCUGCCCUGAGGGCCUCUGUGCCCAUCACUGCAGCAGCAGGCCCAAGAUGCCAGUUGCCCAGCUGCUGCUUCUGACCUGUCUUGUAUGGGGUUUGGAGGCCAGGACGGCCCAGCUCCGGAAGGCCAAUGACCCGAGCGGCCGAUGCCAGUAUACCUUCAGUGUGGCCAGCCCCAGUGAGUCCAGCUGCCCCGAGCAGGGCCAGGCCACGUCAGCCAUCCAGGACUUGCAGAGAGACAGCAGUGCCCAGCGGGCAGACCUGGAGUCCACCAAAGCCCGGCUCAGCUCCCUGGAGGGCAUCCUCCACCAGCUGGCCUUGGGCCAGGCUGCUGGGCCCUCGCAGACCCACGAGGGGCUGCAGAGGGAGCUGGGCACCCUGAGAAGGGAGCGGGAACAGCUGGAGACCCAAACCAGGGAGCUGGAGGUGGCCUACAGCAACCUCCUCCGCGACAAGUCAGCUCUGGAAGAAGAGAAGAGGCGACUGGGGGAAGAGAAUGCGGAUCUGGCCCAGAGGCUGGAAAGCAGAAGCCAGGAGGCAGCGAGGCUGAGAAAGGGCCAGUGUCCCCAGGACCACAGCUCCUCUCAGGAUGUGCCACCAGGCUCCAAGGAAGUUUCUAAAUGGAAUGUGGAGACCGUGAACUUCCAGGAACUGAAGUCAGAGUUAACUGAGGUUCCUGCUUCCCGAAUCCUGAAGGAGAGUCCAUCUGGCCAUCCCGUGAAUGAGGAGGGAGACCCUGGAUGCGGAGAACUGGUGUGGGUAGGAGAGCCGCUCACCCUGAGGAGAGCUGAAACGAUCGCGGGCAAGUACGGCGUUUGGAUGAGAGACCCGAAGCCCGUCUACCCGCACACCCGGGAGACCACGUGGAGAAUCGACACGGUGGGCACGGACAUCCGGCAGGUGUUCGAGUACGACGGCGUCCCGCAGUUCCUGCAGGGCUACCCGUCCAAGGUGCACGUGCUGCCGCAGCCACUGGAGAGCACGGGCGCCGUGGUCUACCGCGGCAGCCUCUACUUCCAGGGCGCCGAGUCCAGAACGCUGGUGCGCUACGAGCUGACCACCGAGGCCGUGAAGGCUGAGAAGGAGCUGCCCGGGGCCGGCUACCACGGGCAGUUCCCCUAUUCGUGGGGCGGCUACACGGACAUCGACCUGGCUGUGGACGAGACGGGCCUCUGGGUCAUCUACAGCACGCAGGGGGCCAAAGGCGCCAUCGUCCUCUCCAGACUGAACCCAGAGAGCCUGGCCCUUGAACAGACCUGGGAGACUAACAUCCGGAAGCAGUCAGUGGCCAACGCCUUCCUCAUCUGCGGCCGCCUGUACACUGUCAGCAGCUACUCGGCGCGGAAUGCCACGGUCAACUUCGCCUACGACCCGGCCACGGGGCGCAGCAAGGCCCUGAGCGUCCCCUUCAAGAACCGCUACAAGUACAGCAGCAUGGUGGACUACAACCCCCUGGAGAAGAAGCUCUUCGCCUGGGACAACUUCAACAUGGUCACCUACGACAUCAGGCUCUCCAGGGUGUGA